This is a messenger RNA of Rotaria sp. Silwood1, 396 nucleotides long. NCBI's taxonomy places the organism in Eukaryota, Metazoa, Rotifera, Eurotatoria, Philodinida, Philodinidae. The record is from the annotation of a GenBank genome assembly.
AUGAAUAAAAUAAAUUUGUCAGAUAAGAAUAAUUAUAAUCUUUUCAUUGAAAAUGAAAAUAUUUAUUAUUUAUUAAUAUACAAAUUUUUAUCUAGAAUAUUUGGAUCAUCAUCAAUUUAUUUAACUGAAUUAACAUUUUGGUUAUCAAAUAUUGGUUUUAGUUGGUUUCUAUAUAAAAAUAAACAUCUAUUAAAAUUUUCAAUUAAAAAACGUUUAACAUAUUCAGUAUUUCUUUCAACAAUUUUUAAUUUUGGUACAAUUAUGAUUAUUAAUUAUAUAAAUCAUUUUUUUGGUCGAAUUGAAUUAUUAAAACUUAUAUCUAAUUUAAUAUUAUCGAGUUGUUUAUUAUCAAUUGGUUAUAUUUAUCUCGAUGAUUUUUCGAAUAAUACGAUUUAA